AUGAAACAACACGUAGAAGACGCGAUUUCUAAUAUACAGGUGGAUAAGCAUAGUGAAGAGCUUUCAUUGCAGGGUGACCGAUUAUGGACUUUUGCGCUUAUACUAAUAUUAGAAUAUAUUGGUGGUAUUCGACUGGUAUGUUUUAAUCAGUUACUCGAAGAAAUAAUUAUUAUGGCAUUUAGUUCAGUAAUUGGAAGUUGGAUGGAUCAUAAUACUAGAAAACGCGGUAUACUGAUAGUAUUGAUUAUAAAUAACGCUAAUGUAGCGAUAUCAGCAGCAUUGCUUGCUGCAUGUAUUACAAUUGGCGGGAUAAGUGAUAAUCGUGGUUCAUACUCUUUGUUGUGGCAUAUUUUCUAUAUUAUUUGUAUUGUUUUAUCGAUAAUUACUUGUUCGGUUGGUUGUUUAGCAAGUGAAAUGGAAAAAAUGGCUUUUACCAAGGAUUGGAUUGUUGUAAUAAUUAAAAAAGAUAAUUCAUCAUUAUCUGCUGCAAACGCAUGGAUGAAAACAAUCGAUUUGUCAUCAUCGGUAGUUUCACCCUUUGCAGCUGGCUAUAUUAUCAAUUCGAUCAGUUACCGUUUUGCAUGUCUGAUAUUUGUUGUGUGGAAUUUAGUAUCAGUAUUUAUGGAGGCAUAUAUUAUCAUUAAAGUAUAUAAAGCUGUUCCAGAACUUGCUACAAGAGAAUCAUCAUUCUCAUCUGAUGAACAAACAAAAGUUGAAUGUUGUAAAAAAUGUCCUCAUUUCAUACAACGUUCAAUUUGCAAAUGGUUUACAUUAUUUUAUAUUUACUAUCAACAAAAUGUUUUUCCAGCAGCAUUUGGUCUAACAUUACUAUAUAUGACUAUCCUUGGAUUUGAUGGAAUAUCUAUCGGUUAUGCGAAAUCACAAGGCUUAUCAGCAUUAUCGCUGGGCAUAUUAAGAAGUAUUGGUGCUGCUUUUGGUAUUGUUGGUGCAUUGUUGUAUUUUCUUAUCGAAACUCAUUCUUCGGCAAAGAAAUCUGGAUUCAUUGGUUUGACUGCACAACAUUUGGCCUUAUAUAUUUGUAUUGCAUCUAUUUGGCUACCUGGCUCACCAUUUGAUCCAAUAACAUAUUCUAAAGAAAUAACUUUUGCUACUUGGUGGCAAAAAUUACAAGAUAGUUUCACAUUUGUCCGUAAUAAAAAUCAAAGUGAGACGGGAUCAAAUGAUAUUGAUUGGUCAACAUGGACAUCAAAUGGACAUUCCAUCAUUAGUGUCUUCACACUGCUAAUAGGUAUAGCGGUAGCAAGAUUAGGCUUGUAUAUGGCAGACUUGUCAAUUUCACAAAUUAUGCAAGAAACAAUACCGGAAAAAGAACGAAAUACUGUUUUCGGUGUACAAGAUUCGAUAGCACAAAUGUUUAGUGUACUAAAGGAUGUUCUGACCAUAAUAUUGCCGGAUCCAAAGACAUUUGGCAUACUUAUCAUCAUAUCCACAUUAUUUGUAUUCAGUGGAUUCUUGUGCUUUUGCUACUACCUAUUUGCUGUUACUGAGAGUAAAAAAGAAAAAGUCAAACUAGACGACGCUGAUACAGAUGGUAGCCAUAUUAAAAAGUCUAAAACUACAUCGAUAAAAACGAACGGGACCACCCAAGAAAAUACCCAUGGUUUUUCAUAUAUGACAACAACAUCUGACACGAACAGGAAAAAUUCUCCAACUGCUCGCAGCUAG
Molecule: messenger RNA, 1686 nt
Organism: Cercopithifilaria johnstoni
Lineage: Eukaryota; Metazoa; Nematoda; Chromadorea; Rhabditida; Onchocercidae
Source: the annotation of a GenBank genome assembly